Stegodyphus dumicola is the source of this 1065-nucleotide messenger RNA. RefSeq lists its product as uncharacterized. Lineage: Eukaryota; Metazoa; Arthropoda; Arachnida; Araneae; Eresidae. The record is from RefSeq and is a predicted model, not a curated record.
AUGCUUUUCUGUUAUCAUUUAGACGUUUUGUUGCUAGAAGAGGAAGACCUAGAGUGGUUUAUACAGACAACGGUACAAACUUUAGGGGAGCUUAUAAUAAUUUUUUUAGAAAUUGAUUGGAGUAAAAUAACUCGACAAACAGAAAUACAGAAGAUCGAAUGGAAAUUCAUUCCCCCCACUGCUGCCUGGUGGGGCGGAUGGUGGGAAAGACUUGUUCGAGUAGUCAAAGAACUCCUUAGGAGAACAUUGGGCAGAGCUGUUCUUACCUAUGAAGAACUGGAAACAGUUAUGUGCGAAUGUGAAAGGGUAGUAAAUUCGCGACCCCUUGACAUAUUAUCCGAAGAUACAGAAGACUUAGUUCCACUUACACCUGCCAUGUUUCUGACCGAUAGAUCCAAUUUAGAUGUAACUGAUAUAGACACAGUAGACACCAAUCAUCUCAGGAAAAGAAUCAGAUUUCGUGCAAAAUUAAUGGAAGAUCUCCGAGUACGUUUUCGAAAGGAAUAUUUAGGACUACUUAUUCAGAAACGACAGCAAAAUUCACACUUUCCAAAUAUUCGAGUGAAUGACGUUGUGUUGAUAGGAGAUGAUAUCAAAAAGAGAUUGAAUUGGCCUUUAGCCAGGGUUACGGAACUGAUUCCAGGAAAGGACGGUAAAGUGAGAACAGUUAGAUUAAGAACGCAAACUAACAAUUUAGUACGUCCGAUACAACGAGUGUUUCCCCUAGAAAUCCAAGAUGAUGAUUUGUCAGGUUCAUGUCAUCCAAGUGAUCCUCAAAAACAUCAAUCUGCUGUAAAGUCUUCAGAUUCUCAUCGUGGAGACGACAUGAGUACCUCUCAUCAUUCAGAAAUUUCUGGGUCACCCCGAUCUCCGGACCCCACUGAUGUUUCCGAUGUAUGUGAUUCUAAGACUAUAAAGACACGAGCUGGUAGAACUGUUAAGAUGCCACUUAGACUGAACUUGAUAGACUUGAAUGUUUUGAGUAGCUAUCCAGCAACUCAAAGGGGGGAGGAUGUUGGGAAUGGCAUCACUACGCCAGCGAAUCAAAAGCCAGAUAGAGACUGA